AUCAGUUUUUUAUUCGAAAAACGACAUGAGGGAAAUAAUUCAUCUACAGUCCGGGCAAUGUGGCAAUCAAAUCGGAGCGAAGUUCUGGGAAACGAUCUCUGAAGAACAUGGCAUAGACGAGUCUGGUGCGUACACUGGAGACGAUGACUUACAAUUGGAGAAAAUUGAUGUCUAUUACGCGCAGUCAGGAUAUGGUAAAUACGUUCCACGGGCGAUUUUGUUUGAUCUUGAACCUGGUACAAUGGAUGCUAUUCGAGCUGGUCCUUAUGGUCAGAACUUCCGACCAGAUAACUUUGUAUUCGGCUACAGUGGCGCGGGAAACAACUGGGCAAAAGGACACUACACCGAGGGCGCAGAACUGCUGGACACCGUAUUGGACAAUGUGCGCAGGGAGGCCGAGAAUUGCGAGUGUUUGCAGGGGUUCCAGCUCGCGCACUCCUUGGGCGGUGGGACGGGCUCGGGUAUGGGCACGUUACUCAUGACGAAGAUCCGGGAGGAAUUCCCUGACCGGAUAAUGAACACCUUCAGCGUGGUACCUUCCCCGAGGGUAUCAGAUACCGUAGUAGAGCCAUACAACGCGAUACUAUCCUUCCAUCAGCUCAUAGAAAAUACGGACGAGACCUUCUGUAUUGACAACGAGGCUUUGUACGAUAUAUGUUUCAAGACUCUGAAACUCAAGACGCCCACAUACGGGGAUCUCAAUCAUCUGGUUGCCUUGACGAUGAGUGGCGUCACAACUUGCCUAAGAUUUCCAGGACAGUUGAAUGCGGAUUUAAGAAAACUGGCGGUGAACAUGGUACCAUUUCCACGUCUUCACUUCUUCAUGCCCGGAUUCGCCCCGCUCACGAGCCGUGGCUCACAACAAUACCGUUCAAUGACCGUUGGUGAACUCACCCAACAAAUGUUUGACGCGAAAAACAUGAUGGCAGCUUGCGAUCCACGCCACGGUCGCUACCUCACAGUAUCCUGCAUAUUCCGUGGUAAGAUGUCCAUGAAAGAGGUUGAUGAUCACAUGGUUCAAAUCCAGAAUCGAAACAGCGCGUAUUUUGUGGAGUGGAUCCCUAAUAAUGUGAAGACUGCCGUCUGCGAUAUCCCACCCCCCGGGAUGAGAAUGUCGGGAACGUUUGUUGGUAAUACGACGGCAAUACAAGAGUUGUUUAAACGAAUCAACGAACAGUUCACGGCCAUGUUUCGAAGGAAAGCUUUCUUGCAUUGGUAUACGGGGGAAGGCAUGGAUGAGAUGGAAUUUUGUGAGGCUGAGUCCAACGUUGCAGAUCUUGUUUCCGAGUACCAACAAUACGAAAUGGAAGAAGAGGAGGUAGAACAGGAUGAUCAUUCGGACGAUGAAUACUUUGACUAAAAACAAUC
Molecule: messenger RNA, 1368 nt
Organism: Dendronephthya gigantea
Lineage: Eukaryota; Metazoa; Cnidaria; Anthozoa; Malacalcyonacea; Nephtheidae
Product: tubulin beta chain-like
Exons: 7
Coding region: 26-1360 (444 amino acids)
Biological process (GO): microtubule cytoskeleton organization; mitotic cell cycle
Cellular component (GO): microtubule; cytoplasm
Molecular function (GO): GTP binding; structural constituent of cytoskeleton; GTPase activity
Source: RefSeq, a predicted model, not a curated record